AUGCUUGAAAAUAGUAGAGAAAUCCUUGCCGUCAUUCACGCCAUUGUACUCUCGGCAUUGUAUGUCGGAUCGUUGUAUAUGUGGGAUGGAAGUUUAGCAAAAUCUAGGAAUGAACCAUCACAAGUUCGCCGUAGAAGUAUCUCUGUUCUCUUGUCAUCAUUGGUCUCGAUAAUUUAUUCCUGUCUUGUUUAUUUAUUCUUCGGAAAUCAUGAAAGUCAUCAGGAAAUGGGAUUACUCUCCUCUAUGGGAUUUAAUUUUGCCCAGAUACAUUACCAAAUUUUGGCAAUAAUUAUUGCAAUCUUUUUGAAUACUUGCUUGUUUUUGGGUCCUAUUGCUGAGGAAUUGGAAGUAGAUGAAGUUUCCAAAUUGAAUAUGGAUUAUAUUAAGAGGAAAAUUGAGUGGGUGUGCAAAUCAUUUGUGGAAUUGUGUACAAACUUGUUGGAAAUGUCGAAAUUGUUCACUGCUUUCCUUUUAGAUGAGCAGAAAGUUAUUCAGGAUGAACAAGGACUCUUCUCAUUCAGAGCUAUUGUAAUGGGUCCAUUGACUGAGGAAAUUGUAUUUAGAACUUGUUUACAUUAUUUAUUGUAUUAUUAUGGAGGAAUUUCAUUGUUGAGCUCAUUACUGAUUGCAUGCCUCUUAUUUGGAGUUUGCCAUUGCCAUCAUAUUAUUGAACAUGUUGUACAUGGACAAAUGUCAAUUACCUCUGCACUUAUUAAUGUUAUAGUGCAAUUCACCUACACAUCAGUAUUUGGGUUCUAUUGUGGAUACAUUUAUGCAAAAACUAGUUGCAUUCUUGCUGCCAUCCUUUUACAUGCCUACUGCAAUCAAAUGGGUUUACCAAGUUUUAACAUGAGUAAGCCAAUUAUUGCCACUUUUUACGUUUUUGGAUUGAUAAGCUUUUGGAUCUUACUCUUCCCAACAUUAUCCAUCUUUUAA
This is a messenger RNA of Naegleria gruberi, 936 nucleotides long. RefSeq lists its product as uncharacterized. Gene Ontology annotation, molecular function: metalloendopeptidase activity. The coding region runs from base 1 to 936 and encodes 311 amino acids. Lineage: Eukaryota; Heterolobosea; Eutetramitea; Acrasida; Naegleriidae. The record is from RefSeq and is a predicted model, not a curated record. Gene Ontology annotation, biological process: CAAX-box protein processing. The transcript has a single exon. Gene Ontology annotation, cellular component: endoplasmic reticulum membrane.